CAGCGUAUCAGCUAACGGUUGAGCUGUGGUCACACUGCUGCUGGCAGUCCAUUCCACGCCAAUGUCCUCGAAGGAUUCCUCGGUGGCCGCAGCCGUGGCCAGCUGCAAACUGAAGAAGCAGCAGCGCCGUCGCCUGGCGGCCUUCGACUUUGACCACACGAUCGUGUCGCAGAACACGGACACGGUGGUCCGCGACCUCUUGCCCACGGAGGUGACCAGUGCCCGGGCCAACGAAUUGAUGGAAAACGACUGCUGGACGGAAUACAUGGCUGAGGUGUUCCGCCUGCUGCACGAGCAACAGGUGCCGGAGUCGCGGAUCAGAGACACCAUCCGCGGCAUUCCGGAAGUGCCCGGCUUCGUCCGGCUCAUUAAGCACUUGGCCAAGCGGCUGCACUUCGAUCUAAUCAUCAUCAGUGAUUCGAACAGCGUGUUCAUCGAGGAGUGGCUGCGGGCGCACAACCUGGCCGAUUGCUUUGUGGCCGUCUUCACCAAUCCGGCGGAGUUCGAUGCUUCUGGCCGCUUAAUCGUCCGACCGCAUCAUCAGCAGUCGGACUGCAAGCUGAGCGCCAGCAAUUUGUGCAAGGGCCGCGUCCUUGAGCACUUUGUCAUUGAACAGGAUCUACGACGGAGCAUUCGCUACGACCAUGUCUUCUAUGUCGGCGAUGGCAACAACGAUAUCUGUCCGGUGCUGCGACAGCGGGCCUGCGACUUCGCCUGCGCCCGCAAGGGAUUCGCCAUGGAGAAGCACCUCCUGCGCAACCGCAGCAAGUUGAAGCUGCGCGCCCAGCUGCUGGUGUGGAAGAGCGGCUUUGAUCUGAUGGACCAGAUGCUCGCCCUACCCCAACUGCAAACUCCGCAGGUUUGCCCGGGUGAUCCGGAUCCGGAUCGGAGCAACGAAACCGCGGCCCCGGAGGUGGCACGGCGAGCAUCGGCCAUCGCCGGGCCGGCCAAGUCUCCGAAUUAAGAUGACACCUUCUUCGCAUUUGAGACCUCCAUAAGUGUGUAGAAAAGGUAAUCGAGAACGAUCAGAUUGGCAUCGUAGAAUCGUAGGCUUACUCGUUAUUUGAUCAACAUCUAUUGUGAAUCCUUAGGAACCAGGGAAACCAACGUGGACAGUGCUGAUAUUAUACUUUUUAGUUUUAAUUAACCGAUGGCCUAAAUUAAUUCAUCCAAAUCAUGCAAAUCAGCUGACUUUUAAGGGGUUAUAUCCAGUUGCGAUUUUGAAAAAAUCGAAAUUUUUUUUUUUGCCUAUUUUGAAUGUAUAUAUAUCUAAGAAGAUUGUCUGAA
Drosophila ficusphila is the source of this 1287-nucleotide messenger RNA. RefSeq names its product pyridoxal phosphate phosphatase PHOSPHO2. The record is from RefSeq and is a predicted model, not a curated record. The coding region runs from base 62 to 964 and encodes 300 amino acids. NCBI's taxonomy places the organism in Eukaryota, Metazoa, Arthropoda, Insecta, Diptera, Drosophilidae. Gene Ontology annotation, molecular function: phosphatase activity. The transcript has a single exon.